AUGGAUUUGAGAUUUGCAAUUGUUUUUCUUCUUGUUCUGGGUGUUGCUUGUGGUUGUGAGGCUAGAAACUUGGCGUCAUUUGGUAAUUCUUUCGGCGUACUUUUGAUGAUUCUUUUUGUUGUUUACGAUUGGCGAAAACCCAGAGUGAGAUUAUUGGUCUUCUCCGGCAAACAUGCGCGUGUGGCGGGCGUGUUCAAGGAAGAGUGCAUCAGUCUGGUGGACAGCUAUGUGCCUCUCUUCUUCUCGAAGAUUUCCUCAAUUGAACCUUCUAGCAUCUGCCAAUCAGCCCACAUCUGUGAGCAAGUUACUAUAAUCUCCUCGCUGUUUCAGGACCAUAACUGUGAAUUCUGUCAUCAGACUAUUUCAAAAAUAUUGGAUAAGUUGAAAGAUCCUGACACACAGAUAGAGAUACUUCAGACGCUUCUGAAUAUGUGUGACUCUAUUAAUUACCGCGUGAAAGAGUGCAAGAAAUUGGUAUUUGAAUAUGGGCCUCUGAUCCUUGCCAACUCGGAGAAAAUUCUGGAACAAACAGAUAUUGGCAAAGCAAUACACGCUUGUCCAGCCAAACCUCUUGGUGACAACGCUGUAUCAUCUGUUGGAACUGUGCCUUCGCUUGCCGACGCCUGAAUUCGCGUGCCAGACAUGAUGGGGGGAUCUACAUAUUGUGUAUGAAGGAAAAUGGGUAAAGACAAUGACUUUUUGAUUGCCCCCCUGUCUGUUUACGAAUCUGAUAUGAUUCACAUCUGUCCAUGGUGGUCUGUGUAAACAUGUACAUUGAUAUGUGGAUAUAUAUGAUUGGCUGUUGCAUUGUCGAGUAAAUAAUUAAAGAUGCUUUGUUGGUAAAGCUGUUCAAUUUGAAUUUUUGAUGUAGACUUUGCUUGAGAUGGAACUUGGAACUAUUGUUGAUAAUGCUCUGCUUAAAUUAGAAAUUAAUGUUCUUUUGCUUUUA
This is a messenger RNA of Cucumis sativus (cucumber), 949 nucleotides long. Its product is annotated as proactivator polypeptide-like 1. The transcript is spliced from 5 exons. The record is from RefSeq and is a predicted model, not a curated record. The coding region runs from base 1 to 627 and encodes 208 amino acids. Lineage: Eukaryota; Viridiplantae; Streptophyta; Magnoliopsida; Cucurbitales; Cucurbitaceae. Gene Ontology annotation, biological process: lipid metabolic process.